Naegleria gruberi is the source of this 1164-nucleotide messenger RNA. RefSeq lists its product as uncharacterized. The record is from RefSeq and is a predicted model, not a curated record. The transcript is spliced from 3 exons. The coding region runs from base 1 to 1164 and encodes 387 amino acids. Lineage: Eukaryota; Heterolobosea; Eutetramitea; Acrasida; Naegleriidae.
AUGUCAGGAAGCUCACUUGUUACUCGACCUCAUCAUCAUUCAUAUUCAUCCUUUGAUAAGUUAGAGGAUGACCACACUCAUGAUGAUCCUGCAACAUUGGAGACCUACUAUCAUCAACAAUCAUCAACAACAUCCACCAGAAAACGUAAAAUUAUUGUGGCCAUCUCAACACUUUCCAUUUUGUGCAUUACUGGAUUAUUAUUCUUUGGUGCUUUGUUUGUGGUUGGAUGGUUCUGUUUGGGUAAUUAUUUAUUUGAUGUUGCUUUUGAAAUUGCGCCUGAGAAUUGUAAAUAUUUCAGAGAAAAUUCUCCUCAAAAUUUCACACUGUUAUAUGAUUGUCCUCCGUUGACUGAACCAGAGAGUCAAUGGUAUGAGAAAUUGGCUCCUUUCUAUGUUAAUUCAGAAAAGACUGAGAUUGUAAAAUUUAAGAGUCGACCUGUGGAUUGGGUUCAAGGAUUAGGAUAUAAUGUAUUAUCAAUUGAUUUGAGAAAUCAUGGUGAUUCAUCAUUAUUUGAGCCAAUCAAGUUUGUGAGCUUUGGAAAUUUUGAACAUUUGGAUGUUUUAGGAGCUUUUGAUUAUUUAUUGGAAAGAUUUACAUUUCUCAAUGAGACUAAUAAUGUUGGACUCUUUGGUAGCUCAAUGGGAGCUGCCACUUCAGCAAUUGCAUUUGCCAAAGAGAAUCGAAUUAAAAUUGCAUUCCUUGAUUCACCUCCUUGUAACGUCUAUCAGACACUUUUGUUUGGAGCUAAGGCAAUGGUCUCCAGUGAUCCUAUUGCAAGUCUUGGAUUGGAAACUAUCAAGAGCGUCUCACCUCUCAAAGUUUCUCACUUUGGUUUUCCCCCAUUUCACAACGAUCCAAUUGAGCUCUUAAAAAAUGUAAACCUUUCCAAUAAUCGAACAAUUUUCUUCUUGCAAACAGUUGGUGAUUCGAUAGUUCCAAGCUCUAAUCAAGAAGAUUGUCUCAAAGCAACCAUGGAAUCAGUCUCAAAGAAUAAGUACAAUCCAGAGAGUGUCCAAUCCUAUAUGGGCACCAUUGUAUACCCAGAGAGCUUUCAAGAAUCCACCAGAACUCGACACUUUUGUAAUAAUCACAUUGCAUUCCAAUUCAAUAAUCUGAAUAAGUUUAAGGAAUUAUUGGUGACUUUUUACCAUAAGAAUUUGUAA